AAAAUUGCCAAAUCCGGCCAGCUCGAAGGCAACCAGGGAAAACAAUGCCAUUCCCCAACAAUGCAUUGACGGAACGAGCGAAAGGUUCCUCGUAUAAUCGAGCUCGCAUGAUGUCAGUCAGUGUCAGCCUUUGCUGCUGUACAAUGCUCGAAAGGUAUAAAAACCCAGAGACUUCACCCCUCCGAAAGCCAAUUGAAGCACAUGCCGAUUACUCACCCGGCAUCCGAUGAAGGCUUGCCAUCUGCUGGGUAACUCCUCAAAGAUAUAUUGUGACCGCAACCACACUAUCGCAACUCUGUCCAACGGUCCUUCACAAUGAAACUUGCUACCCUGGCUAUCACAUUCCUUCUAGGCACAUCCACCACUGCUGCCGCCUGGGAGCUUCGCGCCAACGGUCAGAAAUGGACGGGCACCAACCCUCAGCGCUGCACCGCUGUCAACAUCCCCAAGGGCGCGAAAAUUAGCUGGUCGGGAUCAUCGGGCGCUCGGACACUGCAAGUGUACAACAUGAAAGGAAGUUGUUCGCAGGUAUAUCGAACCGUGCAGGGGGUGGGUGAUAUCAAUGCCUCGAACAACAUUUACGGAUUUGUGGUGAAGGCUUGAUGGAAAGGAUGCAACCAAGUGUUAGGAGCGUUGUACCAAGUUCAUUGGAUAUGGA
This is a messenger RNA of Aspergillus aculeatinus CBS 121060, 658 nucleotides long. RefSeq lists its product as uncharacterized. The coding region runs from base 316 to 603 and encodes 95 amino acids. The record is from RefSeq and is a predicted model, not a curated record. NCBI's taxonomy places the organism in Eukaryota, Fungi, Ascomycota, Eurotiomycetes, Eurotiales, Aspergillaceae. The transcript has a single exon.